Molecule: messenger RNA, 767 nt
Organism: Calliphora vicina (urban bluebottle blowfly)
Lineage: Eukaryota; Metazoa; Arthropoda; Insecta; Diptera; Calliphoridae
Product: larval cuticle protein A2B-like
Exons: 3
Coding region: 1-576 (191 amino acids)
Cellular component (GO): extracellular matrix
Source: RefSeq, a predicted model, not a curated record
AUGAUAGCCUUAGAAUUUGUUAAUUCAAGAGAAAAGAACAAACACACAUUUUCGCAUAAUGGCAUUCAAAUUAAACCUAUUCCGUUUUUUUUUUCAUUGCAGCUUGUACUUGCUUUAACUAUUGUGGCCACAGUUGCAGCUGGAUACGUUCCACUACAACAUCAACAGGUUUAUCAUGCUGAACCUGUUUAUCAUGCUGCUCCACUGGAACAUCAUGUUGUACCUGUAGCCCACAAGGUCUACACCAAAACUGUUGAGGAAUACGACUCACAUCCUCAGUACAAAUUCUCUUAUGGUGUGGAUGAUAAAGUAACUGGAGACUCGAAGAGUCAACAUGAGGAACGUGAUGGCGAUGUUGUACAUGGUCAAUAUUCUUUAAUCGAUGCCGAUGGUUACAAGCGUACUGUCACCUAUACAGCUGAUGACCACAAUGGUUUCAAUGCCGUAGUACAUCGUGAACCUUUGGUUAAAGUAGCUCAUGUUGCUCCCGUUGCCGUUAAGACCCAUUAUGCUCAUGUUCCCGAAGUAGCCAGUUAUCACAAUGCUGUUCCAUCUUACUAUAACCAUCAUCAUUAAAUAGGACCAAUGAAUUGUAAAUGAAUGAUAAUCACUUGCCGCAGUAUUUUGUUAUUUAAAAGAGUAUUCUUUAGAUAUAAGUUAUAGUAUAUGUGAUAUAUUGUUUUUCUAAAUAAUUGUAUGAUUUGAUAUUACACUUUUGUUGUUACUAGUUCUUAAUGAGUUCGAAUAAAAUGAAAAGCGUUCAAAAA